AUGGCUUCUACAUUCGCCUAUCAAGUCUACAGAGGUGCGCUUCUAUUGUCCGCCUUUAUAGGUGUGACUCAGGCACAGCAAGUGGGAACUCUGACUACGGAGACCCAUCCAUCCUUGACCUGGCAACAGUGUGCAAGUGGCGGAACCUGCACCACCAAAACCGGCUCGGUUGUCGUCGAUGCCAAUUGGCGCUGGAUUCAUUCUGUCAGCGGCUCUACGAACUGCUAUACUGGCAAUACCUGGGAUGCAACUCUUUGUCCAGAUGAUGUGACCUGUGCAACCAACUGUGCGCUUGAUGGUGCGGACUACUCGUCCACUUACGGCGUCACCACCAGUGGUAGCGAACUUCGUCUUAAUUUCGUUACCAAUAACUCCAACGGGAAAAACAUUGGGUCUCGUCUGUUUUUGAUGGAGGACGACUCGACUUAUCAGACCUUUGAUCUGCUAAACCAGGAGUUUACCUUCGAUGUUGAUGUUUCGAAUCUGCCAUGUGGACUGAACGGCGCUCUCUACUUCGUUUCCAUGGACGCUGAUGGUGGAAUGGCUAGAUUCCCUGCAAACAAGGCCGGAGCCAAAUACGGCACUGGUUACUGUGACUCACAGUGCCCACGGGAUCUGAAAUUCAUUGACGGUGAGGCCAACUCCGAUGGCUGGGUAGCCUCAACAAACAAUGCCAACACAGGUCUUGGAAACCAUGGGUCCUGCUGCGCAGAGAUGGACAUUUGGGAGGCCAAUUCUGUUUCCAACGCAGUUACUCCUCAUCCUUGCGACACUCCAACCCAGACUGAGUGUACUGGCGAUGCAUGUGGAGGCACAUACAGCACUGAUCGCUAUGCGGGUACUUGUGAUCCUGAUGGAUGCGACUUCAACCCUUACCGCAUGGGUAACAAGACUUUCUUCGGUGAAGGCAUGACUGUUGAUACAUCAUCCGUCUUCACUGUCGUGACUCAGUUCAUUACCGAUGACGGCACUUCUUCUGGUACUCUCAGUGAGAUCAAGAGACUUUACGUUCAGGACGGGGUCGUUAUUUCUCAGUCUGCGUCCACGGUCAGUGGUGUGACUGGCAACAGUAUCACCACCGAUUUCUGCACUGCUCAAAAGGCUGCCUUCGGUGGUGAAGACACUUUCACUCAGCACGGAGGUCUCGCUGGAAUGGGUGCUGCCCUUGCCGAUGGUAUGGUUCUAGUCCUGAGUCUUUGGGAUGAUUACUAUGCCGAUAUGCUUUGGCUUGACAGCAUAUACCCAACAAAUGAUACUUCUACCACCCCCGGCGCUGCCCGUGGUAGCUGUGACAUCUCAUCUGGAGUUCCUGCUACCAUUGAGAGCUCAGACUCAAGUGCUUAUGUCCUCUACUCAAACAUCAAGGUCGGUCCGAUCGGUUCUACCUAUUCGUCGGGUAGCUCCAGCUCUGGCACAACAACCUCUUCCGCAAGUAAGACCACAACUACAAGCAAGACCUCAACUACAAGCAAGACCACAACUUCAACGAGCUCCAGCACUACGGGUGCUGCACACUAUGCUCAAUGCGGCGGAUCUGGAUGGACUGGUGCGACCACAUGUGCCAGCCCUUACACCUGCACUGCACAGAACGCCUACUAUUCUCAGUGCCUAUAG
Molecule: messenger RNA, 1614 nt
Organism: Penicillium angulare
Lineage: Eukaryota; Fungi; Ascomycota; Eurotiomycetes; Eurotiales; Aspergillaceae
Gene: cbhB
Product: putative 1,4-beta-D-glucan-cellobiohydrolyase
Exons: 1
Coding region: 1-1614 (537 amino acids)
Biological process (GO): carbohydrate metabolic process
Cellular component (GO): extracellular region
Molecular function (GO): hydrolase activity, hydrolyzing O-glycosyl compounds; cellulose binding
Source: RefSeq, a predicted model, not a curated record